AUGGCCUGUAAUAGCGAAGUUACAACUAGGACAGCAGUCAUAGCAGUAUUAUUGAUAUUUGUUCUGUCAUUAUCUUCCCUUGUGUAUAUAUACUUCAAUUUCCCUCAGCUUGAAGAGAAUGAAAGAAAAUAUAUCAAAUUGCCACGUGAUAUGGAUGAUGCAAGAAACCUUGGAAAGGUUUUGGAUCGCUACAAAGAUAAAUAUUUCUUUGAAGUCUUACUUGCUGUAUUUGUAGCUUAUAUAUUUCUUCAGACAUUUGCAAUUCCAGGUUCCAUAUCACUGAGUGUGCUUUCUGGAUUUCUCUUUCCUUUUCCUUUAGCACUAUUUCUUGUGUGUUUUUGUUCAGCAACUGGAGCAUCUCUGUGCUACAUGGUUUCAUAUUUUGUUGGACGAAAAGUCAUUAAAAAGUAUUUCCCUGAAAAGGCAGAAAAAUAUUCAUUGAUGGUGGAAAAACACAGAGAUGAUAUUUUUAAUUAUAUGUUGUUUCUUCGAGUGACACCAUUUUUGCCAAAUUGGUUUAUAAAUAUUGCUGCUCCGGUUAUUAAUGUUCCAAUAUUGCCAUUUUGGUUUGGAACAUUUUUAGGAGUGGCUCCACCAUCAUUUCUCGCUAUUCAGGCUGGAGGAACUCUUCAUGAAAUUUCUAGUUCUUCUAGCACACUAAGCAUUACUUCUGUUUUGCUGCUUGCUGGGUUUGCUGUUUUGUCUCUGGUUCCUGUGCUAUUAAGACAAAGGCUAAAAGAAAAGUUUGAAUAG
Molecule: messenger RNA, 753 nt
Organism: Nezara viridula (southern green stink bug)
Lineage: Eukaryota; Metazoa; Arthropoda; Insecta; Hemiptera; Pentatomidae
Source: the annotation of a GenBank genome assembly